Molecule: messenger RNA, 708 nt
Organism: Angiostrongylus costaricensis
Lineage: Eukaryota; Metazoa; Nematoda; Chromadorea; Rhabditida; Metastrongylidae
Source: the annotation of a GenBank genome assembly
AUGUUCACAACCCGUGACCUCUUUGGCUAUCGAAAGAUUUUUGUUUAUUUUGAAAAAGCUAGCAAGUUGGAAAAAGUGAAAGAACGUGAAGCUGAAACGACUGAGGAGUGCGAGAUAGCACGUAGAAAGGCGAGAAAAAUUCGUCUGGUUUUCGAAAAAGUAAAAAAUGAACGUUGUCGCAGGUUUCAAGAAUUGUUUGAGCCAGUCAGUCAAAAGAUCGAUGAGAUUUAUAAGUCUCUCUCCCGAAGUGCUAGUGCACAAGCCGUUCUUUAUGCAGAAGAUCCGGAGGAGCCAUAUUUGGAGGGCAUUCAGUAUAAUUGCGUUGCACCUGGUAAACGCUUCCAGCCCAUGAAUUGUCUUUCCGGAGGGGAGAAGAUUGUUGCAGCGUUAGCACUUCUCUUCGCAAUUCAUGCGCGCAAUCCCUCUCCAUUCCUUGUUCUCGACGAGAUCGACGCCGCUCUCGACAACACAAAUAUAGCAAAGAUGUCUUCCUUCAUACGUGAAUCUGCACGCAAUGGCAUGCAAAUCAUCGUUAUCUCCUUGAAAGAAGAAUUGUACAACACGGCGGACGCCUUGAUUGGAGUGUGUCCUGAGUCGUCCCCUUGCUUUUCAUCCAAUGUGCUAACAUUUGACCUUACGCCCUAUAAGCGCACGGGUGUAAGCGACUCGAAUUUAAGCAUAAGAGAGCCUACGAUUCCUAAUCCGUAA